ACAUAGCAAUGGAGUAGGCACUCCACCAGCAACACGAACGCCAAACCAUCAGGCUGCCGGAGUUCUACUGGUUUAAAGAUGGCCACAGUCUCAACUCAGGCUUCGGUUGCCGCCUUGCGCCGGCCCUGCAGCUUGAGAACAGGAUUCCUGACAGGGUCUUCCGGCAAACUGAGCAGAGAACUUGCGGCCAAAUCCUUGCCGUCCUCCGCCUUCAGGUCCGUCAAAGUGGAAGCCAAGAAGGGUGAAUGGCUGCCGGGCCUCGCCUCGCCGGCUUAUCUCGACGGCAGCUUGGCAGGUGACAAUGGAUUCGACCCCUUGGGGCUUGCCGAGGACCCCGAGAACCUCAAGUGGUUCGUGCAGGCGGAGCUCGUCAACGGGCGCUGGGCGAUGCUCGGCGUGGCCGGGAUGUUACUGCCGGAGGUCUUCACCAAAAUCGGCAUCAUCAACGCGCCGGAGUGGUACGACGCCGGCAAGGCCGAGUACUUCGCGUCCUCCUCCACUCUCUUCGUCAUCGAGUUCAUUCUGUUCCACUACGUGGAGAUCAGAAGGUGGCAGGACAUCAAGAACCCAGGAAGCGUCAACCAGGACCCCAUCUUCAAGAGCUACAGCUUGCCGCCAAACGAGGUUGGCUAUCCCGGCGGCAUCUUCAACCCCCUCAACUUCGCUCCCACGCUUGAGGCCAAGGAGAAGGAGCUCGCAAAUGGGAGACUGGCGAUGUUGGCCUUCCUGGCGUUUAUCAUUCAGCACAACUUGACCGGCAAAGGCCCAUUUGAGAACCUCCUGCAGCAUCUUUCAGACCCGUGGCACAAUACCAUCGUUCAAACACUCGGGGGUUAGAGAACCUGCAGAGAUUUCUGCCCAUCAUCUGUCUUCUGCUGUAACAGUGAAUUUAUGUUGCUUUUAGUGAGUUUUGCUGAAGAAACAUUACUGCUGGUACAGUGAAGAUUGAAUGCUCAUCUGAUGCUACUGUUCUCUUUCA
Messenger RNA from Musa acuminata AAA Group (dessert banana), 979 nucleotides. Its product is annotated as chlorophyll a-b binding protein 4, chloroplastic-like. NCBI's taxonomy places the organism in Eukaryota, Viridiplantae, Streptophyta, Magnoliopsida, Zingiberales, Musaceae. Gene Ontology annotation, cellular component: membrane. The record is from RefSeq and is a predicted model, not a curated record. Bases 79 to 837 code for a protein of 252 amino acids. The transcript is spliced from 3 exons. Gene Ontology annotation, biological process: response to light stimulus; photosynthesis, light harvesting in photosystem I.